AAAUGAAAGCAGACCAUAGACUACUGGCUUGCGUGCAUCACUUCCAAUCCUUAUUCAGUUCAAGCAACACUCUAGACAAUUUGCAUAUCAUGUGCACUCAUGAACAGUUGAGUUUCUGGGAAUAACGAUAUAGCCAAAAACUCCUAUGAAUUGAUCUCCCAGUCAAGAGCCAUACUGAGGAUGUGGGUGUCGCUGGCUAGGCCAGAAUUUAUUGGCAUUCACUAAUUGGCCAGAGGAAAUUUAAGAAUCAACCACGUUGCUGUGCGCCUGGAGUCACAUAUAGAUCAGACCAGGUACUACAGAACUCUUUCUACCCUGAUGUGGUUGGACAACAGAAAUUUGUUUCCUUUUCCCUAAUGGCUCCAAAUUCUGUUGAUAUUGUUGGUCGUGUGCCAGGGGUAUUUGAAAGUGGACAACACCCAGUCAUUCUCUGGGUUCUGCUUGCCAUGGUCUGUGCUGUUUUGCUCCUGACCAUUCUAGUUUUUCUAUGCAGUAACUGCGACAGACACCUGACCAUUGCUGAACAGAAUGGAGACAAUGAAAAUCUAAUGAGUGUGCCUUCAGAGAAAGAGACCAACAGCUAUUCAGUUACAAAUUUUGGGAAUGAGGUGCCAGUAAAUGGACAUGCUGACAGCCUUGCAAAUGGAGACCUUCUUUCAGAUGAGAUUCCAAAUAGUCAUUCUUCUGAAAAUGCAGGGCUUCCGAUUUUAGUAAACCAACAAGAAAGCUCCUGUAGGACUUCAAAAUGUCCCCAGAGUAGAGAACUGCCACAAAUACCUGGGAAUGAUUCCAUACCAAACAACGAAUCGACAACAGUGACUGAAAGAGAGACUGCUCAUGGAGCAUAUGAGCCCUACGAGGUGCUAAAGGACAGUUCUUCGCAAGAUAUAAUUGUUGAAGACUCUCUCUAUGAAACUGUGAAGGAGCUAAAAGAUGAAUCCGGCAGCGUGGAAAAUGAAAUUUAUUCUCAAUCUGAAAAUGUGGAUUUGAACAUUGUGGUACAGUGCCAAAAUCCCAAACUUGCUGGUGCUACUCCAGAAUAUGCAACAGUAAGCAAGGUGAAAAUGAAUCAGCAGAGCACUUCAACAGAAGAGAUGAUGAUUGGUGAGGAUGAAUUACCACCGCUUCCAAUAAAGGAACUGAGUGAAAAUGAGAAUGUGGAUGGUAAAAGUACAGAGAUUGCAGCCAUGUACUCCACUGUGAAUAAACCUGCAAAACAGUGGUCCCAAGCAGAGGCAGAACAGGAAGGUGGAUAUGCCAGCAUCGAUGAGGUGACUCCUCAACGGCGUCCAUCUACAGCCAGUCAUCUGUAUGCAUCUGUAGCUGACUAUGAAAGAGAACCUAAGGUUGCAGAUCAAAAUCCAUCUGUAAAUGAUGUGGGAGAGGAGACUGAUCCAGGAUAUGAGCCCAUCAGAGUUCUGAAAGAGGAAUCUACAGACAAGGAGACUGAGUCCAAUGAAAAUGAAUCCCAGUGCACAGAAGGAGAGCAUGACUAUGAAAGUAUCCGAGAAUUGGAACAGAAACAAAAUAUGAACAAUCCUAAUGUUUAACUGCAGGUCAUUUAGCGCUUCUGAGACACACAAUCCAGCCAUUUACUUUUAAAAUUAUUUGCCUGACAUUUCUCAUACUACAUAUCUUAUAAACAAUGAGUUGAAGGAGGAAAUAUUUCCUACUGCUGCGCCUAUACAUUAAUAAAAAGUGCUUUUGUCUUUGUUGAAUUAGUUUUGGGGAGGGGAAGAAUAAUUCCUGGGUGUCUAAGUCACUUGGUAAUGUUCUUUUCUGUGAGUCUGUUUGUAGGAACACAGUAACCGAUCAAAGUGCAGAAAUAAAUGGCUACAGUCAGCACAGCUGUGUUCUUUGCAAAAUGUAGUAGGGUGAACUCAGUACUUAUAUUUGGUGAAGAGAAAAAUAAGUAUUUUCAUAAAUUACAGAAGUGAGUGAACAGCAAAAUAAAGUGUUCCUCUUUUAAUGUAUGUUCAUUAGUAAAUAGCAACAUAGAAAUACUUCUGUACAUAACCAAAUGAAGAGAAAGUUAACAUUUAGAUGAUUAUGUUCCAAAUAAAUUAGAAUUAAGUGUAUCAUUCAAGAGGCUUACCACAGUGACUGUGUGUUAUUAAGAUUUUGUUCCUACUUUGUCCCUGGGAGCCAUUUAGUGAGGACUAUAUGAACGCACCUAUAGUUGGUUUCUCUAAUUGGUACCAGUAUCUUAAUGUAACUCUGAUAGAAAAACAAUUAUGAAGGAGUUCACUGUCUUCCAUUAAGUGUAAACGUCAUUUUGACUCUCCAAACAAAAAAUCAAGAAUAUGUAGUAUUGGAAAGUGAGCACAAGACAAGAUGUCUUAACCUAUUCAUGCACCAGCAAUGAAACUUCUAAACCGUACUUGCAGCUCAAAUAAUAGAAAAGGACUAACUCCCCAGGUCAGGUCAGGGCUACUCAACACAGAAUAUUUGUUAUGGUUGGGUAGUAAAUAAAAUUCUUUUCUAGAUCUCAAAUCCAGCUCCAGAAGCCUUUUAAUUUCAGGCUUUGCCGAUAAGCUUCAUUAGCAAGUAAACUAUUGGAUCACUCGUCUGAAGGAAAACCACAUUUAAAUGUUGAUAUAUUGCAAAUAUCUAAAAAGAAACUCUGUCAUGCUAUGUGUCAGUUUGAAUGUACAGAUCCUCCAAACAAAUUCUCACCACUAUCUCCUAAAGAUGUCAAUGAUGCAGCCGUACUUUAAUUCCAUUGGAACGAUAUGGUCAGCCCUUGUUCAGGCUGAAAUAUGUAAAUAGGCAUGAACCUCUUGACAAACGAGGAAGGCAGUUAGACAUCUUUGUAUGGAUCUAAUUUGGUUAUUCCCUGCCUAAGCUAAUGCUCUGGGGACCUGGGUUUAAAAAUCCAUCACAGCAGCUGACAUAACUUUAAUUCAGUUCUCCAAUGCCAUGGAACUGGUAAUUGUUGUAAAAACCCAUCCAAUUCACUUGUCCUUUCAUCUUUACCUGGUCUGGUCAACAUGCAACUCCAGAGACAUAGUAAUGUGGUUGACUCUGAAAUUCCCAGCAAGUUACUCAGUUCAAAAGUAAAUAUGGAUGGGCAACGAAUGCUGUCUUUGCCAGUGGUGCCCAUAUCCUAUGAAGGAAUAGAGAAAAUAAAUUGUAAAAUGUUGAGGCUCAUCUAUUGUCCUUGUGGCAGACACUCUAGCAGUUACAGCCAACCUGAAAAUGCUCUAUCCUGCCCUCUAAUCCCUGUCCAUUAACCAAUUCUCUAUUUAUGUGAAUAUAUCACUUUACAAUUCAUGAACCAAUUUUAUAUUGUUGAAUACCUUUUGAAAAUUCAAUCUACUUUACAUUUCUCUGUCUACCCUGUUAGUCACAUCCUCAAAACGUACUCCAAUUUGUGAAAACACUACUUCCCUUACAAAAAAAACCUCUUUGACUCUGUCAGAUCAUACAAUGGAUUCUAAGUGUGUUGUUAGGAUUCCAUUAGAUUCCAGCAUUUUCCUGACUGUACUAAAGCAAUGUUGGGUUACUCAUUCUGACAAAAUGGUAAAGUCCAGCUAGACACCAAAGUCGAUAUUCAUCCCAUUACUUUGUAAAACUUGCACAACAAUGCAAUAAACUGCUUACUAUAGACUGGUGCUUGCUGUGUGCAAAUAGGCCCAUAGGCAUGAACCUCAAUAUUAGGAUCAUAUAUAGGAUCUUCAGUUGUUUCAAUUUCAACAUUUUUGAAGUCUGUAUUGUAAUAUCUUUUUUAAACUCACAACGGUGCCAUUAGCAUUGAUAGCACAUUUAGAUAUUCAUACCACUGGUGGUUCUUAGAAAGUUAUAUUUCAGAAUUGUAGAUUAAAUUUGAAUGCUGUGACAAUAUAUAAUGCACAAUUAGGAUGCACAUGGAGACGUGAUGUGCCAAUUAUUUUAGCAGAGUCCAUUCUCUACUGCUGACAAUGAAAUUAUAUCUUUCAAUUGCAGAAACAUAUAGAGCAGUGAAAGAGCCAAGGUAGGUUGUUUGGAAUCAAUGAUUGAUUUGUUAUAAUAUAUGUUAAAACAGAUAUUUGCCAGAGCAGAGCAAGUAAUGAAAUAGAAUUGAUCUAAUCGAUUCAACUCUGUCAACGGAACUUGAUGCAAGAUGCCUGUAGUUGGGAAGCCUACUUACCAACUGCACUUGUUGUAUUGCAGUAUUUGUGAACCUCUGUUAUUUAUGUCAACAACAAUAUAAGGUACUUAUUACAUGAAGUUCAACAACUUUUGUAUUCACUUUAAAAACACUUUUGUACUUUUUAAAAUUACAAUAUAUAUUGGCAAAUAGUUUAUUUUACUGAGGACUAAAAGGAUAAAUUUCUAAAUCUUUUCUUUUUGUAAAAUAAACAGUUUUUAUUUUGUUUUACAUGUUUAAUAAAUUCAGUGUGCAUAUUUAGUAAAAUAGAAUGGUUUUAAUUAAAAUGUUUUCAACAAACAUUUUCUCAGCUGGGUAGUAAAGGGCUCCUGCAUCAUUUUCAUUGCAGCAAUGCCUUGUGGAAGUGAUUUCUCAUAUCUGAAUGUGCCCUUCAUCAUGCCAAGUUUUUGGGAACUAAAAACUAGUGCGCAUUUUUAUUAUAUUAAGACAAAGCUUUUGUUUUGAAUAUUUUGUAUAUUACUGUUUAUGCUGAAGUUCUUCAUCACAAAAUCUCUCCUUAAUUUGAGUGAAAUUUGGAUCUCUGUCAUCAAAAGACUUAGACUGAAUCAUGGUGAUUUUUUAAAUUAGGGGAAGAAACUACUGCCAAAUACUAACCUAACUUCCUUGUCACUUUCCCUUUUCUGUAAAUAUACAGCUAACAUGUAUUGGAGCCUUUGUUUAGAUUUACUGUCGGAAGUCUGAUGAUUAAUUAUAAAAUUUGUCCCAUGACUAUAGUCUUCAGUAUAAAAAGCUGGUCGUAUUAUUUUGAUUAAUUAUACAUUUUAUUCAAAAAGGAAUCAGGUUACAUUGUACAGUGACCCCCCCUUCUAGUUGACCUGGUCUUUUCUCUUGUUAUUUACAUCCUUGAUGUUAUGCAUUUGGUCCGUGACUGUAAUUUCUUGUAUCAAAAGAAAAUGUGGGAAUUGAUGGAUUGUGUUCAAAUGUGUGAACGAUUGGCAACACUGUUAAAUAAAGAAAACAUUUGUUUAGGUCUA
Molecule: messenger RNA, 5124 nt
Organism: Chiloscyllium plagiosum (whitespotted bambooshark)
Lineage: Eukaryota; Metazoa; Chordata; Chondrichthyes; Orectolobiformes; Hemiscylliidae
Gene: pag1
Product: phosphoprotein membrane anchor with glycosphingolipid microdomains 1
Biological process (GO): intracellular signal transduction; negative regulation of T cell activation
Cellular component (GO): plasma membrane; membrane raft
Source: RefSeq, a predicted model, not a curated record